Trichoplusia ni (cabbage looper) is the source of this 4505-nucleotide messenger RNA. RefSeq names its product phosphorylated adapter RNA export protein (gene Phax). Bases 125 to 1306 code for a protein of 393 amino acids. Gene Ontology annotation, cellular component: nucleus. Lineage: Eukaryota; Metazoa; Arthropoda; Insecta; Lepidoptera; Noctuidae. The transcript has 6 exons. The record is from RefSeq and is a predicted model, not a curated record. Gene Ontology annotation, biological process: snRNA export from nucleus.
CUAUCUUGUCUAUUAUUAAAAAUGACAGCAGCCAGUGGAAAUUGAUAAAAGGUGGAAUUCGUUGUAUUUCAUUACAAAACUUUCAUGAUCUUUUAUUUAAUACCUUCUAUCAGAGGACUUGAGUAUGAUGUCAACGACAGAAGGCGAGUUAGACAUUGAAGUUCUCCAUGAAAAGGAAGAUGGGGAGUUGGAAGAUUCGGAUGUAGAGGAGGGCACGUAUAUUCCUCUGGCUCGGCCGGAGGCUUUUAACCCGCCCUCGCUUGUGCACAUGCAAAUACAAGACGAGCAGAGUGACGAAGCGUCUGCGCAAGACUCUUCGGGGUCGGAUUCAGAUGAUGAGCUUCGCCGCCGCGCCAAACGUACCAAAAUCAGGCCUCGCAGGCCGCAGCCCCAACCAAACAAAAAGGACAAAUACAAUAUUUGGUGCAAAGCUUUAGAGGAGGAUUUAUUAACAGAGGAUAUGGUCAGCUGUGAUGUAACAAAGAAAAGCAGAUAUGGCGUUGAGUCUUAUGAUUAUACUAUUAAGUAUAGAUUAGAUGAUAACUAUAUACCUAAGAAUGUUUUUAACGCUAAGGAGGAAUAUAGUGACAGUGAGCAGCUAUCAAAUAAACGAAGGCACGCUGACAGGUCAGAUGAGUCAAAGUCGAGGCAGCGUAAGAGGAUUAACAGUAAUGCCCGCAAUAGUAAACUGAAACCAAGGUUUCUUACGGAUCUCACAGUGAAUGCAGACAGCUCUGCAGACGCCAUAGCAACGGACAUUUCAGAAAAUCUUUCAGAAGAUAAAAAGGAUUUAAUAGAACGAAUUGUACAGGUUGCCGGUGCUGAAAAAGCUAUAGAGAUAUAUAAAGAAACUCAAAGAGUAGAAGCUGAUGGAGGAAUGCUUGUUAUUAACGGCACACGGCGCCGGACAUCAGGUGGGCUCUACUUUUACCUGUUGAAACGCGACCCGGACGUGUCGCACGAGAUGGCGACGCAGAUCUUCACGGAAGACAGGAAGGAGACGCAACGCAAGAUCAAACGAGCGCGAGCCAACUGCCGCCAGAAGGUCAUGGAACAACUCAAACAGAGCCUCACAGAUUCGGAGCUGCCGUCGUUGUUAUCUCGCGGCGAGGCGGCCGUGGCGUCUGAGCACGGGUCGAACCCGCCGCCGUCGCCGGCGACCGACGCGCGCGACGGCUCAAGCGACACUGACGCCGCACCCGCGCCGCCGCCCGACUCGCGCACGCACGACCCGCGCCGCCCGCAGGACUACGACGACGACGACUUCCUCGAGGUCAUGUGCAACGAGGACAUGGAUCUGUUCUAAUCCCGUCGGCCCGCCCCCGGGUGUGUUGAUGCCGUGUCCCGCUCGGCCGCGACCGGCCGGCUGUGUUCGUCUCUACGUGAGGCUGCUGGUGCUUGUUCCAUGCCCCAUAUGAACACCCUCGUGUUACUUCCGAUGGGCAAGUGAAUUUAAAGUAAAUUUUAAAGUUAAUACAGUGACAACUGUAACACGUCGAAUUUGAAUGGUAUUGGUGGAUCCUACACAUAGCAAUUGUAUACACAGAGAGAAUGUAAUUAUUAACACUUGUGAAUUAUUAAUGUUUGAUAUCAACCAUGAUGUUACACAAGUAUAAAUAUUGUGGGUUCCAAAGCUAUUUAUGUAGUUUUACAAGUUACACUAUGGACCAGCUGGGAAAAAGCUGUUUUGAUCGUAAUUGUCGUUUUACUUGCACUGUUGGUAUUUCGAUGCCGGCGGUAUGGCAGCUUUUUAUAACAACUUUUGUAUUAGCUGUAAGAUUGUAAAACUGCCAAUUUUUAAAGAUAUAAUGUACACUUAAUUUAGUACGCUCAAGUGUAUAUUUAGAAAUGGUGUCUAUUCUGGUAAUGUUUUAGAGACUCAUGGUGUUCAUAUGCGCUGUCAUACAACUUAUGAAACAUAUAAGUAAAAUGUUGAUGCUUCAUAAACAGUACAUCAACACUGUAGUAAGGCGCUUCUGCCGUUCGGUAAUGAACUCUAGAUGUAUGUACUUUGUACACCCAUCCUUCAGUAUCUGUGUUAUCAUAAAAGCAUCGAACAAGCUUGAUAGCAUUUUGUAGGAUCUAAUGACGAAUCUUCACAGUAUUAACAUUCUUCUACGAAAAAUAAAAUUAUGAUUGGUUUUGUUCGUAAUAUAUAUUCCUGAUGCUGAUAUAAGAUAUUUGUGAAUUUGAGUACAGUCAUUGAAAAAAAAGUCAUUAAAUAUUCGGCUAAUUGUCAAUGUCAUCUAUUACUUUUAGUAAAUUCCUUAUUUCUAAAGAUCAACAAAAAUCAGCGAACUUUUGAAGUAAUUAAAAAUAUAGGUUCCCAUAAAUAUCUACAAUAAUAUUGAAUUGAAUUUCAUGUUGCACCUUACAUAAAUAUGUUAUAAGCAAGUUUUACGAUUUAAAUAAUUGUUAUUAGAAUAUAAAGUGUGGAUUAAAGAUACCUUAAAAAUAGAUGUUUACUGUUUACCUAUAUGGUGAUUUGAAUAUAUUUAUUUGUAAAUUAAAUACCACUUUGUGACCAGCGCCAGAACUGUUGGCUGUCAUUGUGGAAGCGAGACGGCGCAUUACACUGCCUGUCACGCCGCCGUCGUUUCCAUAGUAAGCGCGCAGAAUAGGUUGCUUAGACGUUCUUAGAAAAAAAAACACUGAAUAUCUCUUGAAGUAAUAGAUAAAUGUCACCUGGUAUUCUUCUAUCGAUUCCCUUCAUCUGAAAACUCAGACAUCACCGAUGUGUAGUCGUUAUCUUGCUAUCUCGAUUAGAUACUUUUUCUUGCCGACACGGCACGCCAUCACAGUGAAUCGUAAUGGCCAACAGUUAACUUAUCCGCAUGGGAUAGAUGAUUUAAAACUAGGCCCAAAAACCGCUAUUUACAAUCGCCGAUGAAUGAAUGGAUGGAUUCAAUUUGACACUUUUCAUAUCCUCCUAAGCAUUUUGCCAACACAACAAUUGAAAAUUCAUUGUAUUGACAGUGAGUGUUUCGGCCCUUAAUGAAAUCUCAAUUGUAAAUGGCAGAAUUGGGCCCUGGACCAUAGAAAUUAAAUCUUCACCUUUAGAAGCAAGACAAAGUGUCCAAGUCUGUGCCCAAGUGUUAGAGUAGCGACAGGUUGACAUUUAAUUCUUAUUAGGGUUGCGUUUCAGUAUUGGGCAGUGAAAGCUUAAAACAUCACGCCAUAGUGAAACAUUUUGUUGUACCGAGAUUUGCACCUUUAUCCAUUGGUCACUUACUGAGUAAGAGUAGAAAAAAUACAGCUUACUGUAUUGAACAUAAGGUAAAUUAACAAGACUCUUGACUUACUUGCUAAGCCUUUCUUCAUUGAAUGAAAUGGUCUUAGUUGUUUUCUAGAUUGUUACCUAUUUUCAAUAGAUAUUGUAUAAGCUUUGUUUUGUAAACGAAGCUCCAUAAUAUUGUAUGCAACUUUCUUUGUAUAAAGCACAAAUCCUUGUUGAUAACUUGCUUGUUGUUCAGUUUCUCGACGUAAUUCAAACUAUAUUCCACUAAUGUUGCAAAUGGGUUGAAUUUUUGAGGCUAAAACCAUUUGUUAUGUGAUAUAAAAAUGCAUGCAUUUGUGUGAAUAGCGCCUAAAUAGUUAUAUAACUUUUUGUAAUCUUAUUUGUUCAUUUGGUUCUUCUUUCCUGCAUAAAAUAUGUAUAAUAUAGAUUUUAUGAUCUCAAAACUGUGGAGGAAUUGGAAAAUAUAUGUAUAAAACUAUAGCAGAUUUUAAAAGCUAGGAAAUCACAAAACAAAUCGGUAUUAUAAAGAAUAUAAAUAAUAAAAAAAAACUUGGGCAUUAUGGUGUUCAUAUCCGCCUAUAAAAAUAUUUUUGUUACUAAACCGAGUGUCUGUAGUUACUGGGCUGUAUAAAUAGCUGUAGAAGUAGACAAUAAAUAGCUUAUUUUUCCUCUAGGGCAACACUAUCUUGUAGUAUGGCAAUACAUUGUACCUAUUGGUUUUAAAAAUCGUAUAGGUGUAGUGUAUUACUGUAUUUUUAGAAAAUGCCUUCUUUGCCUCGAAAUAUUAGAAGGUAUUUAAUUGUAGUACAGGCUGACCACAAGUUUUUAUAAGACUGGUGUCUCAUUGAAAUUAUCUUGGAAAUUUCAUACAUAUGGCAGCCUCACACCGUUACGUACUUGAUAACUGUAACAAUAUCUAAAAUGAUUGCCUUUUUGCGAGAUCCAUAAUAAUGUCGAUUUGUUGAAAUUUAGCCCCGUUUUUUGGCUAUAAUUAAAGUUCAGGCAUAUGAUAGUCUUUAAAUCUUGUCGGUCUGACUGUAAAAUACCUGUCGUGUAUAAUAAUAGGAAUUGUGUUAAAUAUCAAUUAAUGUAUGUAACGCCAAAACGUUGAGCAGGUCUGUGCGAGUGAAGUACUUGCGAUGUACUGACUGUCUUUUAUACAAUGAAGAUGCUUUGAAGUGUUGUGAUGUUGGAAAAUGUACAGUUAUGCGAAUGUUAUCGAUAGACAGACUCGAAAGUAAUUUGUAUAAUAAAAAUGUGAAAAUCU